AUGAGUGGAAACAGAGACCCACGUUCAGGCCAGCCUCCUAAGGCCAAAACUAAAUGCCAGAAUGUGAGUCACCAAUCAGACACCCAUCACAGGCCCCACCCCCGGGUGAUGAAAUUGAUCCAGCGUCUGCGUAAGAUCAUAAAUGAGUACAUCCUGCAGCUGGAGAGCAGGCACCAGCAGGAGGACCUGGAGCAGGAGGAGCAACAGCACAGCCAGAACAUCAGGGACCAGGAAGCCAUCCUCGUCCAUUUAAUGUGCGAGGUGGUCAACCUCUUACACUCCGGAGCCUCAAGUAGCCUGGAGCUCCGACUGCCUCGCCUUUCCCUGGACUCAAGGGGUGGUGCUGGAGGUGGUCAGCAGGCCCAGUCAUCCAGGGAGCCUGACCAGCUAAGUCACCAACUGAGUGAUUCGGAAACUGCAUUCAUCAGCUGUGACCUAUCCAACCGUGGGAUUGACCUCUCUGCCUUAUACAAGUCCAACCUCCAGGACUUCAUAGCCUACCAAGGAGACAAAUACCAUGAGGACAAGAACACCUCGGGCUUCAUUAACCUUGGCCUCAGUGAGAACAAGCUCUGCAUUGAUCUGCUGACUGAAAGGUUGAGUCGGAGUGACAUGAACUACAUUGAUGAUGACCUUCUGCAAUAUCCUGAUUGGAGAGGACAUGCAUUCCUGAGGGAAGAAGUAGCCCGGUUCCUGACCUACUACUGCAAGGCACCUGACCUGCUUGUUCCAGAAAAUGUGGUUGUUCUCAAUAGCUCCCUCUCUGUCUUCUUGACCCUGACCAUGGUGCUGUGUGAUCCAGAUGAUGCCUUUCUGAUCCCCACCCCCUUCUAUUCUGGCCUCACAUUAACUGCCCGCCUGUAUUCAAAAGUUGAGCUGAUUCAUGUCCACCUGCAGAGGAAGAUCACUGAGGCGGACACCCAGCCAUUCCAGCUGAUUGUGGACAAGUUGGAGAAAGCCCUGCUGGAGGCUAAGUUUAAGGGGAAAAAGGUCAGAGGUCUUGUUCUCUUCAACCCCAAUAAUUCUCUGGGAGACAUUGACAGUUUGGACUCACUGAAGGAAUACCUGGAAUUUGCCAAGAGGCACAACCUACAUGUGAUUAUUGAUGAGACUUCCAUGCUGUCUGAGUUUCGUGAGUCCAUCCCAUUCCACAGUGUUCUGAACAUGAAAAGUUUGCCUGACCCCAACAGGACCCAUGUGAUCUGGGGCACCAGUAAGAGUUUUGGGAUCUCUGGCUUCCGUUUUGGCACUCUGUACACCCACAACAAGGAGGUGGUCUCUGCCGUUGGCGCUUUUGGCUUCCUCCACGGCAUCUCUGGCAUCACCCAGCACAAGCUGUGUCGGCUGCUCCAGGACAGAGAAUGGAUUGACAACGUGUACCUGCCCACUAAUCGCUCCCGGAUGCAGGAAGCUCACAGGUACAUCACCAACAAGUUGAAGACAAUGAAGGUCCCUUUUGUUAGUCAUGGCUCUGGCCUCUAUAUCUGGGUCAACUUGAAAGAGUACCUGGACCCAUGCACAUUUGAGGAAGAGCAGCUCCUUUAUCGCCGCUUCCUGGACAACAAGCUCCUAUUGGCCCCUGGCAAGGCCUACAUGUGUAAGGAGCCUGGCUGGUUCCGCCUCACCUUUUCGGAUAAGCCCCUCCGCCUGAAAGUCGCCAUGCAGCGGUUCUCUGAGGCGCUAACCGAUAAGAAGCAGAAUUGGAUAGAGAAACAAGUGGAGGAUGCACUGGUGGAAAGUGUGUCCUCCCCAUCCUCCAGCUCAUCCUCCAGCUCAUCCUCCAGCUCAUCCUCCAGCUCAUCCUCCAGCUCAUCCUCCUUCGUAAACCUGGAUAGCUCUCAUUUUUGAGAACUUGAUUUUUUUUACUCUUUGCUAGCCAUUGUUUGAGAGCAAAAUGUUUUUAUGGGGUUGGGGUUGGAAAUCCUAGAGAAACAAAGGGAGCUUUCUGCCUCCCUAUUUUAUUUAUUUAUUUUUCCAUAAUACAAAUUUAUUGUUGCACAAAUGUACAGUGUUUGAACAGAAAAAGAAAGCCCACUGUCGCGUAGAAAGAGGACUUGAAGCGGCACGUGGGAAGCAGGGUGGCUCCGGGAUGUCAGGUGUGUGGUUACCGGCUCUGCUCCAUGUAUGUGGAGAUGUCCGUUUCUUCAGGAAGCUCCGCCACAUUGACUUCAAACCUACCGUGAACAUCAUUGAGGAUUUUGGCAUCACUGUCAUGAGACACAAAAGUGAUAGCCAGGCCUUUGGUGCCAAAGCGACCGGCACGGGCCACCCGGUGGAUGUAGGUGUCCGAUUCCUCAGGCAUGUCAUAAUUGAAGACGAUGUUGACUCACUCAAUGUCCAUCCCCGCCUCCCUAUUU
Molecule: messenger RNA, 2357 nt
Organism: Myotis lucifugus (little brown bat)
Lineage: Eukaryota; Metazoa; Chordata; Mammalia; Chiroptera; Vespertilionidae
Product: probable inactive 1-aminocyclopropane-1-carboxylate synthase-like protein 2
Exons: 15
Coding region: 1-1848 (615 amino acids)
Biological process (GO): biosynthetic process; amino acid metabolic process
Molecular function (GO): transaminase activity; pyridoxal phosphate binding
Source: RefSeq, a predicted model, not a curated record